AUGUCGUCAGAUUUCGAAAAAAAGACUCCUGUCGUGUCCAAGGUCGAGGAGCAGACUUCGGUUUAUGAGGGCUCCGAGGAAGAGACAAAGGGGAACCUGUUCAGCAGUUUUAUUGACAGCUUCCGCCCAGUUGGCAUUGUCGAUGAUGAUGAGGACCUCACUCCGCAGCAGCGUGCUAUCGCCGCGACUACCAAAAUCCCCCUCAGGCACUCGCUGUCGAAUCGCCAUUUGCAGAUGAUUGCUAUUGGUGGCUCUAUCGGUGCUGGUCUUUUUGUGGGUUCCGGUAACGCUCUAGUCCAAGGUGGUCCAGCUGCCAUUCUGAUUUCUUACUGCCUGGUCGGUGUUCUCAUGUACCUGACCAUGUCUGCUCUCGGUGAAAUGGGUGUCCGAUACCCAGUAAACGGUGUGUUCUCUGCAUACAAUACUCGUUUCCUUGAUUACAGUUGGGGUUUCGCCGUAGGCUGGACCUAUAUUAUCCACUGGACGCUGAACUUGCCCACUGAGAUGGUUGCCGCGGCUGUAACAAUUGAUUUCUGGAAAGGUGACGACAACGGCGCUACAAACGUGAACAAAGCCGCUUGGGUUGCACUGUUUUACUCUGUUAUUGUUUUCGUCAAUUUGUUUGGCGUUCGCGGCUACGGUGAAGUCGAGGUCGUCAUGUCGGCGAUCAAGGUGAUUGCCGUGGUUGGUUUCAUUAUCCUGGGCAUUGUCCUUGUCUGCGGUGGUGGACCAAACCACCAGUAUAUUGGUGGUAAGUACUGGGGAGAUCCAGGAGCCUUUUCUCAUGGUGCGAAAGGUGUGUUUAAGGUAUUUGUAUCAGCCGCUUAUGCCUUCUCGGGCACCGAGUUCGCCGGUCUGGCUGCUGCAGAGACCAAGGCUGCUCAUAAGGCCCUGCCCAAGGCUACCAAGCAGGUUUUCUGGCGUAUUCUUAUUUUCUACGUUGUUUCUUUGACGUUGGUCGGCCUACUUGUUCCUUACACCGAGCCCCGCUUGGGAACUGCCAAGGACGGCUCUGCGUCUCCAUUCGUCAUUGCUAUCCAGCACGCUGGUAUCAGCGGUCUGCCUAGCGUUUUCAACACUGUUAUUCUGCUAUCUCUGUUGUCUGUUGGUAAUGCGGCUGUCUUUGGUUCUUCGCGUACCAUUGUGUCACUGGCUGCUCAGGGCCAGGCUCCGCGUUUCUUCUUGUGGAUCGACCGCAAAGGUCGCCCGGUGUUGGCUGUCGGCCUCGUGUUUCUGGUAGGUCUAAUUGGCUUCGUUGUCGCCGCCCCCAACUUCUCCAAGGCCUUCAACUGGCUGUCUUCUUUGGCCGGUCUCUCUGGGCUCAUGACCUGGGGGUCUAUCAACCUGUGCUUCUUCCGCCACCGGAUGGCCCUUGAGCACAACGGCAUCGGCCUCGACGAGCUUGAGUAUGUUGCGCCUCUCGGUAAAUGGGGCGGCCUCGUUGGGUUCCUUUUCGUUGUGUUUGUUCUCAUCGUUCAGUUCUGGGUGUCACUUUUCCCCACCAAGAGCGCGGAUGCCUACAACUUCUUCCAGGCUUACCUGUCGUUCUUCAUCAUCCUCGCGUUGUUUGUUGCCCACAAGCUCUGGACCCGCCACUGGAGCUAUGUUCGCGUCAAGGACAUCGACGUCACGACGGGUGUUCGCGUUGCCGACCGUGAGCAGCUGCGGGCAGAGAUUGCCGAAGAGAAAGCUAUGAUUGCUCAGAAGAACAUCUUCGGGCGUCUGUAUCACUUUUUCUGUUGA
Wickerhamiella sorbophila is the source of this 1743-nucleotide messenger RNA. RefSeq names its product General amino-acid permease GAP1. Gene Ontology annotation, biological process: amino acid transmembrane transport. Bases 1 to 1743 code for a protein of 580 amino acids. The record is from RefSeq and is a predicted model, not a curated record. NCBI's taxonomy places the organism in Eukaryota, Fungi, Ascomycota, Dipodascomycetes, Dipodascales, Trichomonascaceae. The transcript has a single exon. Gene Ontology annotation, cellular component: membrane. Gene Ontology annotation, molecular function: amino acid transmembrane transporter activity.